Doryrhamphus excisus (bluestripe pipefish) is the source of this 3962-nucleotide messenger RNA. It is a transcript of the gene ece1, whose product is annotated as endothelin converting enzyme 1. Gene Ontology annotation, biological process: peptide hormone processing. NCBI's taxonomy places the organism in Eukaryota, Metazoa, Chordata, Actinopteri, Syngnathiformes, Syngnathidae. Gene Ontology annotation, cellular component: plasma membrane. The record is from RefSeq and is a predicted model, not a curated record. Gene Ontology annotation, molecular function: metalloendopeptidase activity.
ACCAGCAAAAUGUUGUUGUUAUUCUAACAGGCCCACAUAUGUACAUACGUUUUGAUGUGACAAAUCUUAAGUAACCCCCUAAAAUAGGCCUAGUGACGCCACUGGGGACACCAGAAACCACAUAUUAGCAAGAAGAAUUGAAACCACUUCACACUUUUUGCAUAACUACAUUUCUCCCUGAACCUGUCCUGCAUUAUCUUUUAGAACAUACAGCGUAUGUCGGCUUCUGAACUAGAACAAAAAUAAAGUGUCCAAAAAGGUGUGCGUCAGAGGGCCAGUGAUGACGGGUUAAAGAGAAGAGGGUACUAUCAGGUGUCGGUUACCACAGCAACACACACAAGCAUGUAGUGGACGGGGAACACACUUCACGAUCGGCACCUUUUUAAAGUUUCACAUUCUAUAGAAAAGAGAAGGGGCGUGGUCUAAAGGUUUUGGGGAAUGUGCACACACACACACACACACAUGCACACACAUAAAUAACAAUCACUGCUCCUUCCUGUUUUUCUGGUUCCGUCUUCCCACAUGCCAGACGGAACAAGCAAGCAGCACUCUCAAGGAUUUUGAGGAGGUGUUUUUUUUUUUUUUUAAUAUUAGUGUUGUGACGUGCCGUGUGUGUCAGUGGCCAUGGGGGCCGAUGGGGGGGUGUGCCUUUGAAAGCAGACUCACCGGCACUCACUGUCAGCUAAGCCGACCUGACCGACCGGAUCACUCCUGAUGGGCGUCAGGGAGAAACCCGAACCCCCGAGCUCUGCCGAAGAAGAGUAGACGCCAAUCAGAUGCAGAAAAAGCAUGGAGGCAUUCAGACAUUCUUUUCUGCAUUUGACUUUUCAGAUGUCGACAUACAAGAGAGCCACGCUGGAUGAGGAGGACCUGGUGGACUCCAGCGGGGACGAUGUGUACCAGUCGACACCUAUGCAGGUGACUCUUCUGCAGGGGCGCGGCCUUUCUUGUUGGCCAGACAGAACGUCGCAGGAGAGGAGGCUUUUGUUUCUAGUGUGUGUCCUGUCUGUGGGCCUUUUCGUAUCCCUCAUCACAACCGCUGUUUUCUACAGGCAGACUCACCCGGGUAUGUGUCUGACGGAGUCGUGCAUCACAGUGGCCAGUGCAGUCACAUCAGCCCUGGAUCGCUCUGUGGACCCCUGCCAUGAUUUCUACAAUUUUGCAUGUGGGGGCUGGAUGAAGCACAACCCCCUACCUGAAGGCAAGUCCCGCUGGGGGCCUUUCAGCAACCUGUGGGAGCACAACAUGCUUGUCAUGAAGCAUUUGUUAGAGAACACAACAAUGAAAGGGCUGAGUCAAGCUGAGGAAAAAGCGCAGCGAUAUUAUCAGGCCUGCAUGAACGAGACCAAGAUCGAGGAGUUAGGAGCAAAACCACUACAGGAACUUAUCACGCAGAUCGGAGGAUGGGCCCUGACCGGAUCCUGGGAUAAAGACAACUUCCAGGAAGUUCUCUGUACGGUGUCGGCAAACUAUCGCACCUCGCCUUUCUUCACUGUAUUCGUCAGCACCGACUCCAAGAACUCAUCCAGUAACAUCAUCCAGGUGGAUCAGUCCAGUCUGGGUCUACCGUCACGGGAUUACUACCUCAACAAAACAGCCAAUGAAAAGUAUCUAACGGCAUACCUGAACUUCCUGGUGGAGUUAGGCGUCCUUCUGGGGGGCUCAGAGGAGACGUCUCGGCUUCUUAUGGGGCAGAUUGUGGACUUUGAAACGACCCUGGCCAACAUCACAGUCCCCCAGGAAGAGCGGCGGGACGAGGAGCUCAUCUACCACAAAAUGGAGGCCAAAGACUUGAAGACUUUGGCUCCUGCAGUGGACUGGAUGCCCUACCUCAACAAAGUAUUUGCUCCGGUGCCACUCACUGAGUCAGAGCCAGUGGUUGUGUAUGCCAAAGAAUACCUCCAGAAAGUAUCUGACCUCAUCAAAAACACAAAUAAAAGCCUUCUCAACAACUACAUGAUCAUGAAGGUGGUGAGGAAGAUGGUGUCCAUCUUGGAUCAGAGGUUUCAGGAUGCAGAGCAGCGCUUCCUAGAGGUCAUGUAUGGGACUAAAAAGAGCUGCACUCCUCGCUGGAAGCUGUGCGUCAGCGACACAGACAGCGGCCUGGGCUUUGCUCUAGGCGCCAUGUUCGUCAAAGACACCUUCGCCGAAGACAGCAAGGCCAUAGCCGAGGACAUGGUGGGAGAAAUCAAAAGGGCGUUUGAGGACAGCCUGAAGUAUGUAAACUGGAUGGACGCUGACACAAAAAAGGCAGCAAAAGAGAAGGCAGAUGCUAUUUACAAUAUGGUUGGAUAUCCGGAGUUCAUCAUGAACACCACAAAGCUGGACAAAGUGUUCAAUGAUUUUGAGGUGGUGUCAGAUCUUUACUUCCAAAACGUCAUGCAGUACUACAACUUCUCAGCCAGGGUGACAGCGGACCAGCUGAGAAAAACUCCAAAUAGAAAUCAGUGGAGCAUGACCCCCCCAACAGUGAAUGCAUAUUACAACCCCACCAAGAAUGAGAUGGUACUACCGGCGGGAAUUCUUCAAACUCCGUUCUACAGCCGAUCCUGGCCUAAAGCUCUGAACUUUGGUGGCAUCGGGGUCGUCAUGGGACACGAACUGACCCAUGCUUUUGAUGACCAAGGGAGGGAAUAUGACAAGGAUGGCAACCUGCGCUCCUGGUGGAAGAACUCGUCUGUGGAAGCCUUCAAGAAGCAGACUCAGUGCAUGGUGGAGCAGUACGGCAAUUACAGCAUCAACCAGGAGCCUCUGAAUGGAAAACACACACUGGGAGAGAACAUUGCAGACAAUGGUGGCCUCAAGUCUGCCUACAAGGCUUAUGUGAACUGGAUCGAGAAGAACGGAGAGGAGGCCACGUUGCCUGCCUUGGGAAUGACCAACCACCAGCUGUUUUUUGUGGGAUUUGCACAGGUGUGGUGCUCUGUUCGGACACCCGAGAGCUCACACGAAGGCGUCAUCACCGAUCCCCACAGUCCAUCCCGAUUCAGAGUCAUUGGGACCAUCUCCAAUUCACACGAAUUCUCAAAGCACUUUGGCUGCAAAGCAAACGCACCCAUGAACCCCAAACACAAAUGUGAGCUUUGGUAGUGCCUCCAAAAAGGGAUCGUGGGGGAAGCCGACCGUGAAGGGGUACGCCAAGAACCACUAACAAGCCUGCCUGCCUGCCUUAGAGGCCUUCUUGCCAGGACUUAACACGCCUGCUGUGCCUUUGGAUGAUGAUUGCAUCUCUAGCUUCCCUAAAGGCCUGCUGAGGUUGAAUGUUUCCCAUAAAUGUUUUUUUUUUUAACACUGGAAAUAGACAUUUAAGGAUGAGGGGAAACUCACACUUUCUAAACCGCCUGGAUUAGGUCACAUAAAGUAACUCCCCCCACUGAUGUUUAUUUUAUCUGGCACCUUCUGGUUUCCCAGACCUUUUUCAGGACACAUACAGCAUGUCAAUGAAAUACAACAAAUGACAUUUACGACAAGAAAUGGUGUUCUUAAAGUGUACUCGUGAUUGGCCUACAUCCCAUUUUGUGCUCUCAUGCUCAAUUUUUACUUGUACUCUUGUUUUAUUUAUGUCACAUAUGUAACACUGAACAGGGGACCAAUGUGUUUUUUAGCCCGCUGAAAUACAAAUGUCCACUUAAAGAGCAUUUAAAAGCCAUAUAUAACCAGAAUGUAUAGAAUGAUGGAUUCUAUUGCAAGUAUUACGCGGGAAAAAGAUGCACUGUUUUUGGAUUUGUGUACAACAUGGUCUAGCGGUUUUAUUUUUAGUGGGAGAACUUUGCUGCCCUAAAUAUUUAACGACAAAGCCACUUUUGGACUGGUUGAAAACAUACAGAAAGAAUGUAAAAAGCAUUUUUUUUUAAAAAAAAAAAAGCUGCUGAGAUUGUUUUGAAUUGUUUUGCAGUCACAACCAAAAUAAACCACUAUGAUAUGUAUCACUUGUAGUUUGUGUGACAAAUUAUUUUGUAUAA